AUGUUCCGUAAAUUCUCCAACUAUUUAUCAAAAAAGCCUUCUGAGGCUUACAAGGAACUCGCGACACUGGGGAAAAUAGUAUCUGAUGAAAACCAAAUAAGGGCCUUACCUGUUUUUGAUCGACUAUAUGAGGAUUUAGUUGAAUAUAAAAAUAGAGAGAAAACUACUCCUACGCUUAAAAGGAAAACGGAAUUACGCCCACCGAACCGUUUAGGUAUUAUACCGUCAUUUUUUCUUUACCAGGAACAGAAAAAAAAAGUUCUUCGUGCUCUUGCUUCGAUUACGAAUGGUAAAAAAGAUUCUGUUGACAGCUAUCAUCCUUUGUCUAACGUGAAAGGAUUGUAUGUAUGGGGUAGUGUGGGAUGUGGAAAAACGAUGCUUAUGGAUCUCCUUUAUGAUAAUUUGCCCAUGGAUAUUAAGAAAAAGCGCAUUCAUUUCCACCAAUUCAUGCUUGAUGUUCAAAAAACGUCUCAUAGCAUUCGCUAUAAGACCAAGGAGGACAUGCAAAACAUUAACAACCGCUCAAAUAUGUUUAACUACAACACUGAUGAUGGUCUAAAAAGAACACCAGGGGCUGAGAUCAAUAUAUUUGAUGAGCUAGCACAGCGUCUAAUCAGCGAUGUGGAGCUUCUCUGUUUUGACGAAGUAGCAGUUUCUGAUGUCGCACAUGCAAUGAUUUUAAAGAGACUGUUUAAUUCCUUUUAUAAGAUAGGCUUGGUUGUUAUCUUCACUUCCAACAGGCCCCCAGACGACCUCUACCUAGGUGGUCUGAAUCGAGGAUGUUUUUUACCAUUCAUUGAUCUUGUAAAACUACAAACACAUGUCUAUCACAUGGCAAGUGGCACUGAUCAUCGUUUGCUAGGUCAUGAGGGUGACACAUAUUUAACUCCAUUUAACAAAGAAAAUGACAAAAAAUUCGCUCAAUUGUUUAUUGCUUUGUGCAAGGGAAUGCCUUCGUCGGAGCGCAUUUUAAAAGUUUUUGGCAGAGAUGUAGUUGUGCCACGCGCAUGCGGUGGCGUAUGCUGGUUCGAUUUCAGCGAAAUUUGUGGGUCAGAUGUUUCAUCUGCUGAUUAUGAAUUAAUAGCUGCAACUUUUCAUACAAUCUUUAUUCGUGGUGUCCCCGUCUUUUCCUACAAGGACAGUGAUGUGAAGAAUCGGUUCCUUUUGUUAAUUGAUGCGUUGUAUGAAUAUCGCUGUAAAGUGGUUAUUUAUGCACAGGCGGAGGUUUUUAAGCUUCAGGCUAGUGAGGCUGAUUCUGUGGAGAUGAUUGCUGAUGGCGAGCGAAGAUUCGAUCAGCUAACCGAUAUUGAAAAAGAAAUGGGGGGGGAGUUAACAGAUUAUUCCGAUCUAUCCUUUCAAAUGCAGCGCUGCAUUUCUAGGCUUUGCGAAAUGAGUUCUAAAGAGUACCUUGAAUCUCCUCAUAAAAAAACGUAUGUGCCUGAAUAA
Phytomonas sp. EM1 is the source of this 1446-nucleotide messenger RNA. Lineage: Eukaryota; Euglenozoa; Kinetoplastea; Trypanosomatida; Trypanosomatidae. The record is from the annotation of a GenBank genome assembly.